Molecule: messenger RNA, 684 nt
Organism: Vicia faba (fava bean)
Lineage: Eukaryota; Viridiplantae; Streptophyta; Magnoliopsida; Fabales; Fabaceae
Source: the annotation of a GenBank genome assembly
AUGGAUGAUAUGAAUGUGAAAGAGGAGGGUGGUGGUGAAGUUGAUAUUGAAAGUGGAUUAGUAAUAAUUGAAGAUGAUUCUUGUAAUACCAAAAUUUACUGUGAUUCUGUUGGAGAUUCUAUGAAAGAGGACGAUAGAAAUAGUGUUGUUUCCAUGGACAUGGUGAAAGUGACAACAAACAAGUUGUUGCCUGGGAAAGAGUCUGUGAAAAGUGUAGAGAAUUGUUUAGUUAAGGACAAGAGGAAAAAGUCUGGUAACAAAAAGGCGGCGAAACCUCCGCGAGCUCCACGAGGGCCGUCGUUGGAUGCUGCUGACCAGAAGUUAAUUAGGGAGAUAACUCAACUUGCUAUGUUGAAGCGUGCCAGGGUAGAGCGGAUGAAGGCGUUGAAGAAGAUGAAAGCGGCUAAAUCGUUGUCGCCGUCUCUGAGUAGUGGCGUGUUUUCGAUGGUUUUGACUGUUGUCUUCUGUAUUGUGAUCUUACUUCAAGGCAUGUCAUCAUCAUCUGUAAAAAGUGCAGUGACAAGUUUCCAGGGGUCUCCUGAAUCUGCAGGAGGAGACGAGGCUGGUCGUAUCGCAGUUCAACUUCAACACCAAUUGAAUCCAUCUUCAAUUGAACAUCGUGCACCUUCUUUAGAGUCUCACAAAGUUGUACAUGGUUCAUAUUUGCAUAGAAAGCUAAGAUGA